AUGACAAAUAAACUUGCCUCACCCAGUGUUGAUCAAAGGAGAGAAGUAAUUGGCACCAAGCAACAUAAGAGUGUUGAAAAUGUGCGAGCUUGUAGAAAUGAGGAUUUGGUUAAACUACAUAUGGAAGACACACAAUCUGGCAAGGGUGAAUGUCUUGAUGGUGAUACAACUGCUAUAUCAGAGAAACUUUGGGAAAAUUUGCUUGAGGAUGUUGUCUCCAUUAAUAAUGGGUUUUUUAUUUUUAAAGUAAAAAGUGAAGAGGCUAUAGACGAAAUUUUGGAAGAUGGCCCCUAUUACGUUGGGGCUAGAUUGAUUGUUGUUAAAAAAUGGCAACCUGGACUAAAACUAACAAAGUGUGAAUUUCCGAGUGUGCCGUUAUGGGUGAAGUUGUAUAAUGUUUCUUUGGAGCUUUGGACUGAAGAAGGUUUAGGUUACAUUGCUAGCAUCAUGGGAACUCCUCUUUAUUUGGAUGAGCCUACGUUCAAGAGAAACAGACUUACGUUUGCAAGAAUAUGUAUUGAAGUGUCAGCAAAUAAAGAGAUCCCUGAGUCUUUCAAAAUAAAUCUUUGUUAUGGUGACCCAUAUGAGAUUCAAGUUGAGGUUCUAUGGAAGCCUCAAAGGUGUGAUGUUUGUAAGACUUUUGGUCAUACCACUAAUUUGUGCCCUCAGAAGCCAAAGACUUUGAACCCUCCAUCUUCCAACCAAGAGUGGAGAGUCAAGGAGACUAACAUACAAGUUCCAACUAAGAGGGAAGUGGUGAAGAAAAAAGGGAGAGAUGAUGGGCAAGGUUCAACGACAGUGAUAAACAAAGAAGGAGAGAUGCAGCGUUUCACUCCAUCAACAUCUAAUGCUUUUGAUGUCCUUGAAUCAUGUGAUAUGGGAGAGUUAGGGAAUGGAGAAUUAAAUCAAGAGUUGUUGUGUCAAACGAAGAGCCUAAAAAGUAGAGGGAGUCCAUCUCCAAGUGAUCCCAUUAAUGGGGAGACUACAGAGGAGGAUAACAGAAGAAAACUCAAAGUGAAACUUCAUUACUUGAAGAGUGCUAGAGGGAAAUUUUGA
Messenger RNA from Camellia sinensis, 1056 nucleotides. Lineage: Eukaryota; Viridiplantae; Streptophyta; Magnoliopsida; Ericales; Theaceae. The record is from RefSeq and is a predicted model, not a curated record.